CAAACAUUCUUAGAGAGAGAACGAGGAAGAGAGAGAGAGAGAGAGGAUGGGUCAUCACUCGUGCUGCAACAAGCAAAAGGUGAAGAGAGGGCUUUGGUCACCCGAAGAAGACGAAAAGCUCAUCAACUACAUCAAUUCAUAUGGCCAUGGAUGUUGGAGCUCGGUUCCCAAACAUGCAGGUUUGCAGAGAUGUGGGAAGAGUUGUAGAUUAAGAUGGAUAAAUUAUCUACGACCUGAUCUUAAACGUGGAAGCUUCUCUCCUCAAGAAGCUGCUCUUAUCAUUGAGCUUCAUAGCAUUCUUGGUAACAGAUGGGCUCAAAUUGCUAAACACCUACCUGGGAGAACAGAUAACGAGGUCAAGAAUUUUUGGAAUUCAAGCAUAAAAAAGAAGCUCAUGUCUCACCACCAUCAUGGUCAUCAUCUUCAUCACCAUCAUCAUCAUCUCUCUUCAAUGGCGAGUUUGCUCACCAAUCUUCCUUAUCACAAUGGAUUCAGCCCUUCUACUGUCGACGAUGAAAGUUCAAGAUUCAUGUCCAAUAUCAUCACAAAUACUAACCCUAAUUUCAUCACUCCAAGCCACCUCUCUCUUCCGCCUCCUCAUGUUAUGACUCCAUUGACGAUGUUCCCAACCUCUAGAGAAGGAGAUUUCAAUUUUAUAACCACAAACCAGUCUCAUCAAGACAAUAACCUUUACAACAAUUUCGACAUUCUGUCAGCCACACCAGUCAUAAACAAUCAUCAUCAACCUUUACUCUCUUCUUCUUCUCAUGAUAAUGAUCCCCAAUGGCCAGCGUUACCAGAUUUCCCAGCGAGUACCAUUUCCGCUUUUCAAGAAACCCUUCAAGAUUAUGAUGAUGCUAAUAAACUCAACGUGUUUGUGACACCGUACAACGAUAAUAAUGCCAAGAAGCUAUUAUGUGGAGAGGUUCUCGAAGGCAAAGUACUAUCCUCCUCCUCGCCAAUUUCACAAGAUCACGGCCUUCUUCUUCCCACCUCGUACAAUUUGCAAAUGUCAACUACGGUUGAUCAUCAUCAUCAUCAUCGAGCGGACUCAUACAUCAAUCACAUGAUCAUACCUUCAUCAUCCUCAUCGUCGCCAAUCUCUUGUGGACAGUACGUCAUUACUUAAGCAAACCCUAGCUAGUCUUACUCCAUCAACAUGGGAUUCCUAGACAUGGGUACGUAUUAAAUACCUAAAUAGAAUCUAUAUAUAUACGAUUUUUAUCUAUAUAUAAAUAGAAAAAGAGGGAAACAUAAAUAAUCACCCAUAUGUUUUAUAAGUCUUCUCAAUAUAUAUAGUACAAGGAUUUGUGAUAUGUUACAUGAAUUACUUUUUAUAUAUAUUGCAUUGAAUUUAAAUAAUGAGGGAAAACAUAAAAUGGUGUCAGUUCUUCUUAAUUCAGGUUAUCGUCGUGUGAGUUGUGGAAAAAGUUUUACUAUACUACAUAUAAAGUUCGUCCUUAGAACAUUUUAAUGAACACGUACAAACACACAUAUGUAUGUAAAAGCACAUAUAUGUGAAGGAUGUACGAUCUCUCUCUCUCUCUCUCUCUCGUCAUCUACGUACGCAUGUGUUUGUAUAUGGUCAGUUUGUUUUGCCUCUGUAUUGGAAAGUAUUGUCUUGAUCUUUGUUUUUUUCUUUGUCCCUUAUUGCUUCUCUCUCUCUAUGAUAUUUCGUAGGGUCAAUAUA
Camelina sativa (false flax) is the source of this 1690-nucleotide messenger RNA. The record is from RefSeq and is a predicted model, not a curated record. Lineage: Eukaryota; Viridiplantae; Streptophyta; Magnoliopsida; Brassicales; Brassicaceae.